This is a messenger RNA of Coffea eugenioides, 4168 nucleotides long. RefSeq names its product LRR receptor-like serine/threonine-protein kinase ERECTA. The transcript has 27 exons. The record is from RefSeq and is a predicted model, not a curated record. Bases 677 to 3667 code for a protein of 996 amino acids. Gene Ontology annotation, biological process: protein phosphorylation. NCBI's taxonomy places the organism in Eukaryota, Viridiplantae, Streptophyta, Magnoliopsida, Gentianales, Rubiaceae. Gene Ontology annotation, molecular function: ATP binding; receptor serine/threonine kinase binding; protein kinase activity.
UACAGGGGCUAGGACUCAGAAAAGAGAGCUGUACCUGUACGCUCUCUAUUGUAAGUAAUGCUGCAGGCCUUGUUUCAGAGCUCUGCCAUAUGCCCUUUUAACUUUAUCUUCUCCUAUAUCAACCCACCCGGGGCACCCCACCAAGAAAACCAGAAAAAAAGAAAAAAAAAGAAGAAAAUCUCUCUCACUCUGGCUCUCCAGUCUCCACUAUAUAUAUAUAUAUAUAUAUAUAUACAGUAUAUAUAUCGUAGUAGUAUAAAAUGCUCAUUCAGUUGCUGUGUUAGUGUGUGUGAAUAUGGCCGCUGUGUAAUAGAGAGUACUACAUCUCUGCCAGAAAAACAGAACCGAUGUGAUUGAACAAGGACAGUGAGCAGUACUCCUCGGAGGCGGAGAGCUCUUUCUUUUUUUCUUUCUCUUCUCUUUUCUUUCUGACUUGCCUUCACAUUUUUUCACAAUCGUUGAGUAAUUAUUCUCUCUCCCAUUCCCCAUCUUCCUUCUUUUAACCAGUAGUAUCUAGUAUCAACUGUCACCAAUGUCGGUGAAGUGUCCAACCCCGGCAUCAUUACUGCCAUUACUACCGGGCUUCCUCAGGGCCAACCCUCCAAGUUUUUGACUUUGUACUGCUGGAAGUUAUUCGUUCAAAAAUAUUGGUGGGCGUUUUCUGGGAUUAAAAAUUAUGGCAUUUACGUUCAGUCUUGUACGUGGAAGUAGCAAAAACCAAGUCGUUCUUCUUCUGGGAUUUCUUCUCUGCUUCAGUUUUGGUUCCGUGGAUUCAGAUGAUGGAGCUACUUUGCUGGAGAUAAAGAAGUCAUUUAGAGAUGUAGACAAUGUGUUGUAUGACUGGACAGACUCACCAUCUUCAGAUUGCUGUGUGUGGAGAGGUGUUACGUGCGAUAAUGUCACCUUCAAUGUCGUUGCACUUAAUCUCUCAGGGUUGAAUCUUGAUGGUGAAAUUUCACCUGCAGUAGGACAUCUCAAAGCACUGCUCUCAAUUGAUCUAAGGGGAAAUCGUCUUUCUGGACAAAUCCCAGACGAGAUUGGUGAUUGUUCUGCUUUGACAAGCUUGGAUUUUUCCUUCAACGAACUGUAUGGCGAUAUUCCCUUUUCAAUCUCCAAGCUGAAACAACUAGAAUUCUUGAUCUUGAAAAAUAAUCAGUUGAUUGGUCCAAUUCCUUCCACACUAUCUCAGAUUCCUAACUUGAAAGUUCUUGACUUGGCACAAAAUAGUUUGAGCGGAGAAAUACCAAGACUCAUAUAUUGGAAUGAAGUACUGCAAUAUUUGGGUUUGCGUGGGAACAAGUUGGUUGGAACUCUCUCACCAGAUAUGUGUCAGCUCACGGGCCUGUGGUACUUUUGUCUGUUCAGUGAUGUCCGAAACAACAGCUUGACUGGUUCUAUUCCAGAGAAUAUUGGAAAUUGUACAGCCUUCCAGGUUUUGGAUUUGUCGUAUAAUCAGUUGACUGGUGAGAUUCCCUUCAAUAUCGGUUUCUUGCAAGUGGCUACCUUAUCUUUGCAAGGUAAUAAGCUUUCUGGGCAAAUUCCAUCAGUUAUUGGCUUGAUGCAGGCACUUGCUGUGUUAGAUUUAAGCUGCAAUAAUUUGAGUGGACCGAUACCUCCAAUCCUGGGAAACUUAACUUACACGGAGAAACUGUACCUGCAUGGAAAUAAGCUCACCAGUUCUAUUCCACCAGAGCUUGGAAACAUGACAAAACUCCACUAUUUGGAAUUGAAUGAUAAUCGACUUAGCAGCCGUAUUCCACCAGAACUUGGGAAGCUCACAGAGUUGUUUGACUUAAAUGUUGCCAAUAACAACCUUGAAGGGCCCAUACCUGAAAAUCUGAGCUCUUGUACGAAUCUUAAUAGCCUGAAUGUGCAUGAUAACAAAUUGAAUGGGACCAUCCCCCGUGCAUUUCAAAGGCUUGAGAGUAUGACUUAUCUUAACUUAUCCUCUAACAACAUUAGAGGACCCAUUCCAAUUGAGCUCUCUCGCAUCGGAAAUUUGGAUACUCUGGACCUAUCAAAUAAUCAAAUCAGUGGUUGCAUACCUUCUCCCAUUGGUGACUUGGAACAUCUUUUGAAACUAAACUUGAGCAACAAUGCAUUAACUGGGAUUAUACCAGCUGAGUUUGGCAACUUACGAAGCAUAAUGGAGAUAGAUCUCUCAAACAAUCAUCUUUCUGGCGCAAUACCGCAAGAACUUGGUCAACUUCAAAAUAUUUUCUUGCUGAAAGUAGUAAACAACAACUUAUCAGGUGAUGUGACUUCACUUGCCAAUUGCCUCAGUCUGACAGUCCUAAAUGUGUCCUACAAUAACCUGGCUGGAAAUAUUCCUACAGGCAAUAACUUUUCAAGGUUUUCACCUGAUAGCUUCAUAGGAAAUCCCAGUCUUUGUGGAUAUUGGCUCAGUUCUCCUUGUCAUGCAUCUCAUCAGACAGAACGAGUUUCAAUCUCUAAAGCUGCUAUAUUAGGAAUUGCUUUGGGUGCUUUGGUGAUUCUUCUUAUGAUUUUAGUGGCGGCUUGCCGUCCACACAAUCCUGCACACUUCAUGGAAGGAUCAUUGGACAAACCAGUAACCUACUCAAUGCCAAAACUUGUAAUCCUUCACAUGAACAUGGCACUCCACGUGUACGAGGACAUAAUGAGGAUGACAGAGAACUUAAGUGAGAAGUACAUAAUUGGAUAUGGAGCAUCAAGCACCGUGUAUAAAUGUGUUCUGAAAAAUUGCAAGCCUGUGGCUAUCAAGAAACUGUAUUCUCAUUACCCCCAAAGCCUGAAGGAAUUUGAGACUGAACUUGAGACUGUAGGGAGUAUCAAGCAUCGUAACCUAGUCAGCCUACAGGGCUAUUCCCUUUCACCAUUAGGGAAUCUCUUGUUUUAUGACUACAUGGAAAAUGGCAGCCUCUGGGAUCUACUUCAUGGGCCUGCUAAGAAGCAAAAGUUAGAUUGGGAUACCCGUCUUCGCAUAGCACUGGGUGCAGCGGAAGGGCUUGCCUAUCUUCACCACGAUUGUAGUCCUCGGAUUAUACACCGGGAUGUGAAGUCAUCCAAUAUUUUGCUGGACAAGGAUUUUGAGGCUCACCUCACUGAUUUUGGGAUUGCAAAGAGUUUGUGCGCAACUAAGACCCACACUUCUACCUACAUAAUGGGAACCAUCGGGUACAUAGAUCCCGAGUACGCUGGUACUUCGCGUCUCACUGAGAAAUCUGAUGUCUACAGCUAUGGAAUUGUUCUAUUGGAGUUGCUUACUGGAAGGAAAGCAGUGGAUAACGAAUCCAACCUCCACUAUCUGAUCCUGAUCAAAGCAGCAAACAAUGCCGUGAUGGAGACUGUUGAUCCCGAGAUUAGCGCCACCUGCAAGGAUCUUGGAGAAGUGAAGAAGGUUUUUCAGCUUGCUUUACUGUGCACCAGGAGACAGCCAUCAGAAAGGCCUACCAUGCACGAGGUGGCUCGAGUCCUGGGGAGCUUAAUGCCAUCAUCGACACCAAAAAUGUUGACAACCAACCCAGCAGCUAAUCUACUUCCAUCAGCUAAAGUACCAUGCUACAUGGAUGAAUAUGCAAAUCUCAAGACUCCCCAGUUGGUAAACUGUUCGUCCAUGAGCACUUCUGAUGCUCAACUAUUUCUUAAAUUUGGAGAGGUGAUAUCUCAAAAUAGCGAGGGAAAUUAGUUCUGUGGACAAAAAAAAAGAAGUCACUAUUCCAAGUGCAUGGAUAAAAUAAGCAUAUAUUUUCCGCAAGGUAGAUGGAAUCAAGAUCCUGAAAGUUUUGUAUAAAGUAGCAGGAGUAGUAGUAUCAUAUCAGAGGACCAAUUAUUGCAGUAGUACUUUGGUAGACUCAAAAAGAUAGGCAGGCUUUUUACUGGCAGUUAAAACCGUGUAGUAUGAUAUCCCGCUCUUUUGAUCUGUAUAGAAACCUUUUUUUUUUUUCUUAUGAGUAUGGAGGUAGAUUUGGUCCUGGGUUUUGGGACCACUGGUCCCCCGAUCUAGGGAUGGUAAUUGUACUUCUGGAGCGGACCGGCUGUUAUGAUCAUUGGCUGGUACUACCCAAGGACCGAAGGAGGCUUAAGGGCACUGCAUUCUUGUGUGCAGCAGCAGCAAUAAUGCAUUGUGGACCUUAGGCACUUUGGCAGAAUGAAUGAAUGAAUGCACAUGUUUGGUAGUACCCAGUUA